Molecule: messenger RNA, 2221 nt
Organism: Meleagris gallopavo (turkey)
Lineage: Eukaryota; Metazoa; Chordata; Aves; Galliformes; Phasianidae
Gene: C1QTNF1
Product: C1q and TNF related 1
Molecular function (GO): protein binding
Source: RefSeq, a predicted model, not a curated record
GCCGCCGCGCUCCCACCGCCCGCGGUCCCUUCUGGGCCGGCCGCCCCACGGACCCCGUUCCCCAGGCCGAGCUGUGCCGUGCGGGGACAAACCCCGCUGUCCAACACAGACGUGGUGGCAAAUCGCCCGGCACCGUGCUCAGGGUGCAUCUCUGCUUAGGGCUCCACGGGGUGCUGCGCACAGGGCAGAGCCGUGGCUCCGUGCCGUGGGACAGCCGCAGCCCCCAGGCACUGCCCUCCACGUUGCCCCUCGCAUCUGGAGCUGCUUUUUGGCACAGACACCCACGUUCCCUGGUGCUGGCAGGCGCGGGGUGCACACAUGGUUAACGCCGUCCGCCUGCGCUGGGCCCACAUCUGGCAGUGGGAGGGCUGCGCCGUGCUCGUCCCGCUGCUUCGCUCUCCUCCUCUGCCUUCCAGAAGUGCGUUUCCGUCCGGCCAUAGGAGGAGAGGAGGCUGUCACAGGGGCAGGCUCUGCCCCACACCGAGGGGUCUGGCAGCGCGGCACCACGCAAUGCCCCAGAGCAGCAAAGGCGGCAAGGGGAGAGAGCGGCCCUGCCCCAGAGCCCAACCCUGCUGAAGCGCCCUGAUCUCCACCUGCCCCCUGCCCACUCUGGAUACUGCUGGGCUUUGCCAUUCCUCUCAGUCACUCUGGUGUCUCACAGGGUGCUGCUGCAGCAUGGAGGGGCUUUGGACACUCAGAGUCCUGCUGCUCUCCUGCCUGCUGCUGCCCAACCCUGUGAGCAGCCAGACCAGCUCCAACCCUGACCAGCAUCCAGCGGAUCCCGAGGAGGUUCCGUCCAAGCACCAUGCAGUCAGGGCCGCGCAGGAGCAGAAGGACAGCGGUGCCCAGGAGGGGCUGCCCCCACGGCCCCACUGCGUCCGCUGCUGCGAGCCGCCCGAACACCGCUUCUCCUACCCCCAGUACCAGCCCCAGAUCAACAUGACCAUCUUGAAAGGUGAGAAGGGGGAACGCGGUGAGCGGGGCAUGCAGGGGAAGUUCGGCAAGACAGGGGUGGCCGGCAGCAGGGGCCACACGGGGCCCAAAGGACAGAAGGGCAGCGCGGGUGCCCCGGGGGAGCGCUGCAAGAGCCACUACGCUGCCUUCUCGGUGGGCCGCAAGAAACCCCUGCACAGCAACGACUACUACCAAACCCUCAUCUUCGACACGGAGUUUGUCAACCUCUACGACCACUUCAACAUGUUCACGGGGAAGUUCUACUGCUACGUCCCUGGGAUCUACUAUUUCAGCCUGAACGUGCACACCUGGAACCAGAAGGAGACGUACCUGCACAUCAUGCGCAAUGGGGCCGAGGUGCUGAUCCUCUAUGCGCAGGUGAGCGACCGCAGCAUCAUGCAGAGCCAGAGCGUCAUGCUGGAGCUGCACGAGCAGGAUGAGGUCUGGGUGAGGCUCUACAAGGGCGAGCGUGAGAACGCUGUCUUCAGUGAUGAAUAUGACACUUACAUCACUUUCAGUGGGCACCUCAUCAAGUACAGCGGGGACCCCUGAGUGCCUACACCCCGAUCCUGCUCCCUGGGGUGGGGCCCUGCUGCUCCCCUUCCUGGGCACACCACUCUCCUUCCAGCUCUCCUGCUACAUACCACUACCCCCAGCUGUGUGAAUACUCCCCUCCCCCCUCCCCAGCUCCUGGAAGUUGAUUGAGUGCACUCGGAGGAGAUGGAGACAUUUGUAACCUCUGCUGCAUCCCUGACCCAAGGGCUGGCUGCUCACCUGGAGCAGGCAGGGACCUCGUCCCCACUUGUGCCAGGCUCAGGGCUGGGUGUGUUGGGUGUCCGUGGCACUGGCUGUGAGCUGGCACCUGCUGGAGUGAUGUGAGCACCUCUGCUGCCCAACCCCCACCAACGCACUUGAUGAGCAGGGGGGAGCAGUAACAAAACCACUGAACACCACUUCUGCAGAGCUGUGUCCCCUGGGCUGGUGCUUCCCCAGGGCAGAGCCAGCAGCAGAUGGGUGCAGCAGCCCUCCCGUGUUGGUUCCCUCACUGUGCUCCAUGCCACAGCCACAUCUUGAUGCCAGCACCCAUCGGGAGGAGCUGCCCGACAUGCAGGGCCUUCAGCCUCAGCCCCAUCCGUCUCAAUUUGGGAUCUGCUGGGCAGGCUUCUCGUUUUUGUAGACGUACUGGCAGAGCAGGGCCUGGGGCAGCACGCUGCCUCCCGCUCCGUACACUUGCGAUCGCAUUAAACACCCCACGGGCUCGGUUCCU